UUAUUCACACCUUUUAUAUUCGUUUAAUAUACUUUUGUUAUUAUAUUAAUAAGUACUACAUAAUUUAACUAAGAUCUUAAAGCUUCUGGAAUUUGAUGUAAUAUCAUAAUGAUUUUAGUAAGAUGCAAACAAAUACAAACGAAUACAAACAUCGGAUGUUUCGGUCAGAAAGUAUUGCUAAGUAAAAACUUUUCCUUAAGUACGCGAAUGGUGACAAACAAUGAAGUAACAAUAUUUGGUCACAAGUAUAAAACGGAUAAGCGGACAAAUAUCACUAAAAAUAUAAUUUCUAAAUUAGGAAGAAACUUACAUCUUUCUCUAUAUCAUCCUCUAUCUCAUAUUCGUCAGCGUAUUAUUAACCACUUUUACAUGCAUUUUCUUAAUCGUAUUGGAAAUCCUACUUUCAGUGUAUAUGAUAAUAUUUCUCCUAUAGUUACAGUAGCUAAAAAUUUUGAUUCUCUUCUUGUACCAGAAGAUCAUGUCAGUAGGAAGGAUAGUAAUUGUUAUUAUAUAAAUCAAAAUACUUUACUAAGAGGCCAUACAACGGCUCAUCAGACAGAGCUAAUUUCCAUGGGUUUAAACAAUUUCCUUGUGAUAGGAGAUGUUUAUCGUAGAGAUGAAAUAAAUUCCACACAUUAUCCUGUGUUUCAUCAAGUAGAUGGUGUCAGAUUAUGUACAGUAAAGGAGGUAUUUCAAAAUGUGAACAUUUUGGAUGAGUUAAGGUUGUUUGAACACAAGGGUAUAGAAACUGAUGAGAAACAAGCUUGUCAUACUUUGGAAUCUGUAAAAAUAAUGGAACACGAAUUAAAAAGUACUUUAAUUAGCUUAGCACAAACACUUUUUGGAUCAGAAGUUCAGUGCAAAUGGGUUGAAGUGUACUUUCCUUUUACUCAUCCCUCGUGGGAACUAGAAAUCUACCAUAAGGAGCAAUGGCUUGAAAUAUUAGGUUGUGGUAUUAUACGACAGAAAAUUUUACUAAACUCUGGUGCAGGAGAACGCAUUGGAUGGGCAUUUGGAUUGGGUUUGGAAAGAUUAGCUAUGUGCGUAUAUGAUAUCCCAGAUAUUAGGUUGUUUUGGAGCAAAGACAUCGGCUUCUUAAAUCAAUUUAAAGUCGAAGAUCCUAAUGCAGUAAUAAAGUAUAAGGAAAUUAGUAUUUAUCCUUCUUGUAAAAAUGACGUAAGUUUUUGGUUGCCUGAAAAUGAAUAUUAUUCACAGAACGAUUUUUACGAUAUAGUAAGAGAGAUUGGUGGUGAUUACAUAGAACAAGUUAUAUUAAAAGAUGAAUUCACUCACCCUAUAACUAAGAAACUAUCGCACUGUUAUACCAUAGUGUAUAGGCAUAUGAAUCGUACAAUGAUGAAACGAGAAGUGAACAAUAUCCAUAAUCAAAUAAAAAAACUUGCAGUUGAGAAAUUACACGUUACAAUGAGAUAAAUAAGAAAAUGAAUAAGUUAAAGAAAUAAAUUAUUCAUGUAUUAUUUGUUAUGUUUCUUCUAUAAUACCAAUAAUACUGUAUGUAUAAAUUAAAUUAAAAAAAAAAAAAAGAA
This is a messenger RNA of Eufriesea mexicana, 1547 nucleotides long. It is a transcript of the gene PheRS-m, whose product is annotated as Phenylalanyl-tRNA synthetase, mitochondrial. Gene Ontology annotation, biological process: phenylalanyl-tRNA aminoacylation. The transcript has 4 exons. The record is from RefSeq and is a predicted model, not a curated record. Lineage: Eukaryota; Metazoa; Arthropoda; Insecta; Hymenoptera; Apidae. Gene Ontology annotation, cellular component: mitochondrion; cytoplasm. The coding region runs from base 109 to 1434 and encodes 441 amino acids. Gene Ontology annotation, molecular function: tRNA binding; ATP binding; phenylalanine-tRNA ligase activity.